This is a messenger RNA of Lachancea meyersii CBS 8951, 1371 nucleotides long. The record is from the annotation of a GenBank genome assembly. NCBI's taxonomy places the organism in Eukaryota, Fungi, Ascomycota, Saccharomycetes, Saccharomycetales, Saccharomycetaceae.
AUGGCUCGAACAAGAAAAUUAUCUGACAGUGACACUAAUGCAGAUGGCGCUAAGAAACCAAAGACUUUGACAAGCCCUUUUCGACAUCACCUGGAGACUAUCGAUGUCAAAAAACUGGACUUUGACCAAGAGAAGAUUUGUUCGGUGACCCUUUCUCCGCUAAACGUUUACUGCUGUUUGGUGUGUGGAAAGUUUUUACAAGGUCGAGGGGAAAAUAGCGUGGCGUUUCUUCAUUCCAUCCAGGAAGAUCAUCAUGUUUUCAUGAACCUUAACACCAAGAGCACAUACGUUUUACCCGAAAACAAUGAGGUACCUGAGGACCCGGCUUUGCAACGAAUAAGAUACGCCAUUUGUCCCUCAUACACUAAAGAAGACCUAGCCACUUACCCCAGAAGAUGCUUCGAUAUGGCGAACAAUCUAUAUUUAAAUGGAUUUGUUGGUUUUAUUGAGCCUAAAAACACUUCGCAUCUGACUGUUGUGUUGCAGCUGUUAGCUCACAUUUCACCUUUAAGAGAUCAUUUAGCUUUGAUUUCCACUGAAGAUUCAUCCACUGAGCUCCUGAAGCGAUUAUCAACUAUAGUUAAAAAACUCUGGUCACCAUAUUUGUUUAGGACCCAUGUCUCGCCGCAUGAGUUCCUCCACCAGCUGGCGGUCUCAAAUAGAGCGCCUUUGAAGGCUGAUCCCAAGAACUUCUUGCUGUGGCUUGUCAAUCAUAUGAACGCUUGUGACGCUGGACUGAAGAAGGUUUUGACGAAAACUCUUAGAGGCGAGAUAAAUAUGGCCACAACAGCCAUACGAGAGGAGAGCACAGAAGAUGCGGAGAAGAAUAUGAAGUUUGUAAAAGAUGAAAGCAGCACUUCAACUAAAAAACUCAAGUUCUGGACUCUUAGCCUGGACCUUCCGCCCAUGCCCUUAUUCACAGACGGAUUUGAUACCAACAGCAUACCUCAGGUUGGAAUUGAAAGCUUACUCGAGAAGUUCAUGGGUGCUAGAGAAAUUCACACCAAAGAAGGAAUAAAAAAGUACACAUUGUCCAAACUCCCCAAAUAUCUACUUCUCCAUGUUGACAGAUUCAAUGGUGACGCUGAGCUUCCUAUUAAGACCAGAAAUCAGACCCUAGUCAAGUUUCCAGAGACUCUGAAGAUUAACGGUCGGAAUUUUAGGGUUAUCAUGAACUUGACACACGACGCAAUCAAGGGAAAAUACACAGAAGACAAAGAAAUAGAUUACGAAAGCCAAUGGAAGGCGCAGAUCCUCGAACCAAAAGAUCAACAGUGGUACGAAUUGGAUGGUAAAACGGUUACUCUCAAAGAAAAAGAACUGCUUUUUUUAAGCGAAAGUUAUCUUCAGGUCUGGGAAGCUCUCGACUGA